UCCACUCAUAACGUUAUUUUAAAGCCAGCGUGAACUUAUACUGACGCCGGUUAAGUAGAAUGGAGAAAGAAACUGUUUUUCAAGGAUUUAUGUUGAUAGGGCUUGUCUCUGUGGUGUUGACAUGCGACCCAUACCGUGGACCGAUAGGAUCUGUCGUGUGUCGCAGAAGCGCAAAUUACGGGGGAAACUAUCAAUGGGAAACGUGUCUUACGAACGAAUACAUUCGUUCAAAAUCGAACAACACCCAGGGUUGUCAAAAUGAUUACCACGCAUAUUGUUCUUACUCAUGUAUGCAGGAAUUUUACGGCCAAGAAAAAGGCACCAUCCAUGGCAAAUGUGCAUGCAACCCUAAGGAUACGCCUCCGCAAAACCCUUCAUCGCUACCCGCUUGUAGAUACAGUCCAGGUGGAUUGCAAUGUAAAUGGUACCGCACCUGCCUUCAGGACUAUUUUUCUUGUUAUUCCAACAAACUAUCAGAAUUCUUGGGCUUUGCUGAAUCUUUUUGCCAAUUAUACGAGACACAUGGCACUAAUUUCAAUACAAACACACAGCAGUGGGUCGACAGCGUAAGGAAAUGCUUUGAAGUGGAAUUAUCCCCUCUGCUACGACCAUUCAACGAACCAAGUUGUACUGACAUAUCUGAGAACGCGUUUAUAUCACAAUCUGAAUGUUUUACUAGAUCCUUCAAGAAUGGAAUUUCUAAGUGCGAAAUUGGUUUGGAUGACUAUUUGAAGAUUUUUGCUACUUUGAAAUCAAACAUCAUGGCGAAUGUAAAUAUUCCGAGUCUGGACUUCUAUAACAGUUGCAACAACGUUGAUUAUUCAAAACUUGACUUGAUACAGGUUGUUAUUCCUAAACAACAGGACAAUCAAGACAUAAUCAAAGCAUCAGAAAAGCUGAAGGUAGCGUAUGAAAGAUACAGUAAGAUAAACAGAAAGGCUGAACAGUAUAUUUUCUACCCAUUUGUUCCUCAGUCUAUAGAUCGAGUUGAGCGCAGCGUUGGUGUCUCAGAAGAAACGACACUUAAAGUUGUGUUAAUUGACCGGAGAACAUACGACCUGAAUUAUGCUGGCGACAAGUUGAAUAAGUCAAACAAUGCUGAAUUCUUGGAUGAAAUAUUGGACGAUAUAGAAUCAGGGAAGUUUCAAUUCCGCAGUCCUUUUCAAGUUGAUGAAAUACGAUUAUGUUAUGAUUUUGAAUGCACCACAGUUACAAGAUUGGUAAAGCCCCCUCCUACAAGAAAAAACGAGGACGAAAAAUAUGUCACCCUGAAAUAUGUCGGUAUAGGCCUUGGCAUCGUGUUUGGAGUCUGUAUACUGGUUGGACUGGUGUUAUACUUUAGAGGUUCACCAAAACAGAAAGUUCAUGCUACUCCUGAAUAACCAUGUAAAUCAAACCAAUGGACAAGGCCGAUCCGCUGAUCGAAAACAUAAAAAAACCGUUUCUUACCAUGUCCUAUCAAUGACCAAUAGUGCCACAUGUGAACCAGCCUUGACCAGUACUGCAAACUGUGAACGAGCCCUGCGUUCUAGUAAGACAAGUCGCUCACAACAUCUAACUACUCCCAAGCAGUAUAUGUGAUACGAAAUAACUAGGCUGCAAAACAAAACAGUCGCCUGCUAGCCUCACCUUAACGUAGGACAGGUCAUGCUUUACAACAAAUUCAGAUUGUGUAUGCUUUACUUAAAAUUUAAGUGUUUAUGCAAUAUAUUUUGUACAUUUUACAUAAUCCUUAUACAUUGCGUGUAUAUCAACAUUCAAAAAUAUAAAGAUAGUGUAGAUAGUCAUAUUCCCUAUCCCACUUCCAUUGUUUA
This is a messenger RNA of Mya arenaria, 1814 nucleotides long. RefSeq lists its product as uncharacterized. The transcript has 4 exons. The record is from RefSeq and is a predicted model, not a curated record. Lineage: Eukaryota; Metazoa; Mollusca; Bivalvia; Myida; Myidae. The coding region runs from base 60 to 1382 and encodes 440 amino acids.